ACAAAAGUUCUAACUCCUAAGAACAUCCACUUCUCCCUCGUUCAAACCAGGUGAGAGAGAGCAGAGGUCAACCAUGGAUGCCCUCCCGUCCUCCUCCACCCUGAUAGGCACAGGUAUUCGAUCCUCAAUCUUAGCUCCAAGACCUAAUGAGCACACGGUAGUAAGCCUAAGGCCCUCAGCCUUUGUGUCACCCUCCUCUCACUUAGCUUCUACAGCUUCUUCUUUCCACACCAAGCCCUCCUCUGCCACCAGAGCAGCUCAACAACCGGUGAACAAUUUCCCUCAAUCUUCCUCUCAAUAUUUCUUACCAAGUGCUCGCGGAAUCCACUGCCAUAGAGCUGCCACCGGCUAUGCCGCUGCCCUCGUCGAUAUUGCUCAACUGGACAAUGCAAUUGACAGGUUUGCAGAUGAUGUUUCCAGGCUCAGAGGCCUGCUUAGAAGCAGUGGACUGCAUGCCAUCUUGGUCGAUCCCUCCAUUGAAGGCCCGGCGAAGAAAGGUUUGGUGAGAGCGGUCGCCGGUCUCUCAGAUCUUCACAAGCGUCUAGUCUUCUUCUUAAACAUGAUAAUUGACAAGGGCAAGGUCGGUUUGGUGGGGGAAAUUCUGAAGGAGUUUGAGAAGAUUUAUGAUGAACUGAGUGGCACCAUGGUUGUAAUGGUUGCAUCAAGGAAGAAACUGGAGGAGGAGGAGGCUCUAAAGAUAGCACAAAUGGUGCAGAGGAGGAAUGGUGCAAAGAAGGUCAAGGUAAAGAAUGUAGUAAAUGAGAUGCUCCAUGAAGCUUAUGCCGUCAACUAGGGACCUAUAAAGGAUUUAUGGCUACACAAUAAGCAUUGGGGUUCCGCAACCACAAUGAUGGUCUUCAUCAAAUUGGAGUAGCUAAAAACACUUGUUUUCGAUUUUGAUCAAGUCAUGAUGCACGACUGCACGAGUGUUCAUGUAUGAAAUGCUUACCAGAUUGAGCUUUCUUAUUCGAUUUAUCCUUUUAUGCACAGUUAGUGUUACAUUAUUACAGGAAAGUUUGAUCAGGCACAUGAUGAUCAAGUUCUAAUUUUAUUGUCUUCCAUUUGAUGUUUCUUUAA
This is a messenger RNA of Nymphaea colorata (pocket water lily), 1077 nucleotides long. Its product is annotated as ATP synthase delta chain, chloroplastic-like. The transcript has a single exon. The coding region runs from base 74 to 793 and encodes 239 amino acids. The record is from RefSeq and is a predicted model, not a curated record. Gene Ontology annotation, cellular component: chloroplast thylakoid membrane. NCBI's taxonomy places the organism in Eukaryota, Viridiplantae, Streptophyta, Magnoliopsida, Nymphaeales, Nymphaeaceae. Gene Ontology annotation, molecular function: proton-transporting ATP synthase activity, rotational mechanism. Gene Ontology annotation, biological process: photosynthetic electron transport in photosystem II; proton motive force-driven ATP synthesis; photosynthetic electron transport in photosystem I.